CACCAAUGCGACUUACCAUGCAUCAAUAAUGCAGUCAAGUUAUUGCUAAAGCGAACAUUUAAAAGAACCCCGCAAAUAUAUAAUCUCUCUAUAAAUUGGGUAUAUAUACUUGUCAAGUGUAUUCUUCAAUCUUGGGGAUUAUGCAUUCGCGCUGAGAUAGCUAAACAAUUGCGAUGCUAUUCCUCCUAGCAAUAAUAGCCACUGCAGCCGUGGCAUUUUCCCUACAACAACAACCACCACCUCUACGGUUCACAAAAGACGGAACAUUCAAAUUGUCCAUCUUCUCCGACCUGCACUAUGGCGAAGCCGAGAACCUCCCCUGGGGCCCUCAACAAGACACCAACACAACCCACGUCCUCAACACCAUCCUAUCCAUCGAACAACCCCACCUCACCAUCCUCAACGGCGACCUCAUCACCGGCGAAGACACCUACCUCUCCAAUUCCUCCUCCUACAUAGACACCAUCGUCCAACCGCUCAUAAACCGUGAUCUCCUCUCGGCAUCCACGUACGGCAACCACGAUAGCGACUAUAACCUCUCCCGAGCGGAGAUUUUCGCUCGCGAGAAGCGAUAUCCGAAUAGUUUGACGGGGCGGAUGGUUCCGGGGGAAGUGGGGAAAGUGGGAGUGUCGAAUUAUUAUUUACUUGUUUUUGGGGCUGGUGAGGGAAAGGAUGAAGAGGAGGGGCCGGUGGUGAUUUUGUGGUUUUUCGAUAGUAGGGGAGGGAAUUGUUUUCAGGAAUUAGAUGGGGAUGGGGAGAAGGUUGCGCUGGGUGAAUGGGUUGAUGAAUCGGUAGCCAAAUGGUUCAUCCAAACCGCCGCCCAACUCACCAAACAAUACAACCGCACCAUCCCAUCCCUCGCCUUCUUCCACAUCCCCAUACAAGCAAUGUUAGCAUUCCAACAAGAAGCAGGAGUCGACCCGCACCACGAACCAGGAAUCAACGACGAUAACCCCCUAGCGCCGCAGACAGGAACCACCUACGACGGACAGGAUAUUCCAUUUAUGAAAGCGCUGCUUUCAACAGAAGGACUCAUAGCUACAUUUAGUGGACACGAUCAUGGUGAUGACUGGUGCUAUCGCUGGAACAGCACGUUGCCGGGAAUGAACCUCACGGGGAACGGGCUGUUUCUUUGUUUUGGCCGCCAUAGCGGAUAUGGAGGCUAUGGGAGCUGGACGCGCGGUGCGAGACAGAUCUUACUUGACGAACGGACGUUAGAUUCUCACACUGAGACGUGGGUCAGGUUGGAGGACGGGACGGUUUCCGGACAUGUGGUUUUGAAUAGGACGUAUGGGGAAGAUUACUAUCCUGCUGUUGUGGAUAGUUUUACAUGAGGAUAGUUAUGGAUCGUGUAGUCUUGGGUAACUUAAUUUCAAGUACUUGAGUGUGGACAACCUUGCUGGUAUCA
Messenger RNA from Paecilomyces variotii, 1408 nucleotides. Its product is annotated as Metallo-dependent phosphatase-like protein. Gene Ontology annotation, molecular function: hydrolase activity, acting on ester bonds. The transcript is spliced from 4 exons. Lineage: Eukaryota; Fungi; Ascomycota; Eurotiomycetes; Eurotiales; Thermoascaceae. The coding region runs from base 174 to 1334 and encodes 386 amino acids. Gene Ontology annotation, cellular component: cytoplasm. The record is from RefSeq and is a predicted model, not a curated record.